GAAGAAUUUAACAAUAGAGCUGAGCAAAGAGGAAAACGAUCUGAACAAAAAGACAAAGGAGUGGAACAAAGAGAAGGAUGAGCUGAACAAAAAGAAAGAACAGCUAAGUAAAAACACAAAGGAGCUGAACACAGAAAAAGAGAAGCUGAACAAAAGGAAAGAUGAGCUGACAAAAUUGAAAGCAGAACUGAGCCAAGAGAAAAAGGGGCUGACAAAGAAAAUGAACAAAGAGAAUGAGGAGCUGAACAAAAUCAAAGAUGAUCUGAGCAAAAAGAGAGCAGAGCUGAGCAAAACAACAGAUGAGCUGAGCAAGGAGAAAGCAGGGCUGAACAAAGAGAAAGACGAGUUGAGCAAACAGAAAAGGGAGCUGAGCAAAGAGAAAGACAAAAUGGACAAAGAGAAAGAUGAACUGAACAAAUACAAAGAUGAGGUGAGCAAAGAAAAAAAGGAGCUGAGCAAAAAAAAUGAUGAACUGAACAAAUACAAAGACAAGCUGAGCAAAGAAAAAAAGGAGCUGAGCAAAGAAAAUGAUGAACUGAGUAAUAAGAGAAAUGAGCUGAACAAAGAGAAAGAUGAACUGAACAAAAAGAAAGACGACCAGAGCAAAACGAAAGCAGAGCUGAGCAGGAAGACAGAGGAGUUGAACAAAGAGGAAAAUAAUCUGAAUAAAAAGAAAUUGGAGCUGAACAAACAGAACGAAGAGCUGAAAAAAAAGAAAGUGGAUCUGAGCAAAGAGAAAACAAAGCUGGUCAAAGAGAAAGAAGAGCUGAACAAAAAGAAAGUAGAUCUGAGCAAAGAGACAGCGGGGCUGGACAAAGAGAAACAGGAGUUUAGUAAAAAGAAAGUGGAUCUGAACAAAGUGAAAACGGAUCUAAACAAAAAGAAAGAGGAGCUAAACAAAGAGACAGUGAAUCUGAGCAAAAAGACAGAGCAGCUGAGCAAAGAGACAAAGGAGCUGAACGAACAGAAAGCGGAUCUGAACACAAUGAAAACGGAUCUGAACAAAAUGAAACAGGAGCUGAACAAAGAGAAAGUGGAGCUGAAUGAAGAGAAAGGAAAUCUGAGCGUAUUGAGAAAGGAGUCAGAGAUUCGAUGCAAAGAGAGAGAGGCCCUGAAGACCUUCUACGACUAUGUCAUGAAAUUUCACAAUUUUCCUGUUGAAGAAUUCUGCCCUCUAAAUAUGAGACCAAAGUGUGAGGAUUGCAGGGUAAAGGAGCCAUCAUACAAUGGACACUGCUACUGGAUUCAGGAUGACUUAAUAAGUUCGAUGACCUGGGAUUUAGGUCGAAAGUGGUGCAAUUUAUAUGGUUCAGAUUUGGUUGUAAUUGAUGAUCUGGAGGAGCAGGAAUUUAUCACCCUUCAAAUAAAAUACCACGAAGCUGGGAAAGGAUUCUGGUUAGGGUUACAUCAUACACCAGGCGGAUGGGUCUGGAUUGAUGGACGUAAGAACACCCUUGAGAUGGAGAACAACAGCGACGACAGUGACUCUGCUACAGUCAAUGUCAACAAUGCCAAACAUCCUCUUACAUGCAAGUGACUCUAUACAUAUUUUACAUUUUAUGAGGAUUAAAAAGUAACAAUAUUGU
Messenger RNA from Xiphophorus hellerii (green swordtail), 1586 nucleotides. Its product is annotated as golgin subfamily A member 6-like protein 7. Gene Ontology annotation, biological process: mitotic chromosome condensation. The coding region runs from base 221 to 1537 and encodes 438 amino acids. Gene Ontology annotation, molecular function: chromatin binding. The record is from RefSeq and is a predicted model, not a curated record. Gene Ontology annotation, cellular component: condensin complex; chromatin; condensed chromosome. Lineage: Eukaryota; Metazoa; Chordata; Actinopteri; Cyprinodontiformes; Poeciliidae. The transcript is spliced from 4 exons.